UAUUGCUUUGUGUAAUGAAGAAGAGAUGAGAGAGGAUUGUACUACUGCCUUGUCUGAAGUAGCGAUUUACGUCACCACAACUUCAUGUAGAUAUUUAUCGAUUCACAAUAUUCUUGUGUUGUCUAUUGAUUAAACAAUUUGCUAUAUUUUUUUUUUUGAGUCGCAAGGUUCUCCUGGAAAUUUAAAAGGUUUACAUGAGAAAGAGUUGUUUUUAUAAAGGCAUACAGAUGUUAGACCUUGAGACAGUCCCUCGGAUGGCAAAGAUGCCAAUGGAUUUCGCAACAUACCUUUUAUCUUCAAGCCCUCCGGCUACUAAUCUUGAACUUUUGAGCUUAGCUUUUGACCCUGAAGCUGCACGUGAAUGGGCUCAAAGUCGGGCCAACAACCAGCAAAACAACAAUGAACAAAACAAUGAAUGCCAGUUCAAUGGUUGUGAUGAGAACAGAAAUUUCGUUAGUCGCAGAAAGGCCAUCAAACCAAUCAUUAUAAAGAAAGAUGAUACACAAAACGAGUGUGAUGAUAUGUCGGAAGCUUCUUGUGAUUCAGGACGGGUAACUCCAACCAGCCCUUGUUCACCUCGAACCAGUAAAAAAGUUUCCUUUGCGGAUCACAGAGGCUUGGCAUUAGUAACUGUUCGAAUAAUGACAGAACCUUCGGACCAUCCCCCAAAGUUAGCAGCAGAGGUUAUGAAGAGCAUCACAAAUGGUGAAAAGGCAGUUGUUUCGGGACUACCUCCUUACAAAUUAAAAUUUACACAACCUGCCUCCGACUACAUGGCAUUCCGUGAUAAAAUCGAGAAAAACUGCAUUUCUCUGGAAAAUGUUAUUUUACGAGACUACACUGUUCUCGGAACAAUUAAGGUGAAGAAUAUCUGUUUUGAUAAACGGGUAUUUGUAAGGUGCACAUUUGAUUCUUGGAAUUCUAGUCAAGACUUUGAAGCAAAGUUUGUACAGCCAUUUGGUGGCAACUUGGUGCACAACUUUGAUACAUUUUCUUUUGAAUUUGAAAUAGAUUCACAUUGUGAUACACAGAACAAAGUACAGUUUGCCGUCUGCUUUGAAACACCAUCUGGACAGCAUUGGGAUAAUAAUAGUGGUGUGAAUUAUGAAAUUCUUCCCACUGACUUCAGUUCAGCAGAUGAGUAUACAACUGAAUCCUUGCCAACAUCAACGCUUUCAACAAGGACAAAAGUGGACUCAUGGAGCGAGUACAGCUGUUGGCGUCACGUCGAUACAUCAUCACCAUAUUACUGACUUGUCAUUAAAAUCUAAAGCCUGCUUUCAGGCUUAAGAUACUCUCGGACACCUUAAUGGCAAAUGGUUUUGUUUCAACAAACCAUCAGAUAACCAUAGAAACCGAUGGUCAGCAAGCUCAUCAAGAGCGUAAGUUCAGCAUAUAUUUUUAUCAAGUAUCGUCUUGGAAAAUAUAUUGAUAAGUUGUACAGUAAGCAACUCAUAGUGAUGUCAAGGUCAUUCAUCAUACAUGCUUUUUCCCUAGCGAAAGACGCGCAGACAAGUUCAUGCAAAAUGAUGUACAAGAGAUCAAAAGUAAUAAAUUGAUUCUUCGGGAAUCAUAGUGCCAUAUUAUGUGAUCAUAGACUUAAGUAUUUGAUGUCAUCAAAGGACAGGAAAAGACGGCAGUAAGAGCUUUUUAGCAUCUCUACUGGACAAGGACAACAUUUCAGAUGUCAUAAGAUAAUAUGAAAAAUGCCAGCCUUUUUAAAAAGAGCUGAAGAUCAAAAAAGUGCUAUUCUAAUUGAGGUAAAAGAACUUUGGACAAUGGUGCUUUAGCAGAAACAGAGAUAGAAGUGUGUGCCGAAAAAAUUUAUUUUGAAGUCCGAAGACUGCACCAGAAACUAUGAUACCUUAAAUAAUAUGGUAUGACCGUAUUAAAGUUUUAUGUUUGUAAAUUUAAAAGAAUGUUAUAUAAGAUCAUUUAAUUAAGCUUAAUUUUUUUUAUUUUAAGCUUGAUUUGAAAUCAUGGCUUGGGCAUUUAGUUAUGUUUUCAACUUUAUUUAUAGGUAGUAAACAAAGAUUAGUUAGUAAGUUACUGACAGGUUUCUUUCAACAACAAAAAAGCGGCUUUUCAGUUUGGUUAUUGCCCAGAGCAUUGUAAAAGAAUAUCAUCAAAGAUAUCGAAAAUGGCAUUUUACCAAAUGAUUUGUUACGGUAUUAUAAGUCCAAAUUUUCGUUUGUUCUUAAAUGAUGACCCGUCCGCUAUAGAAUACUGUUUCUCUGAAUGGAAAUUUGAGCUUUUCAAAUUUUGUAAUUGUUUUUUUCAUCAAUAACUGACACAAAUAUUCAUUACUUUUGCAAACAAAUGAGUGUAUAAUACACAGCUACAUUUAUUGACUUGUUAAUGGACGUAACUUACGUGACUUAAUGUAUAUAUUUACAAGUGUGUUUUUGUCCUUGACAUUCGGCCAAUAUAAUCAGCAAGGUCAUGUGUAAUUUACAUAUUUGUUAAAAUGAAGUUGUUUUUGAAAUUAAGUGUAUUCAUGUUAGAAUGAUUAUAUAUGUUUUAUUUCAAGCAAUGUAAUUUUGUUAGGUAAGGUUUGUAUUGAAAGUAACUGAAUCAUGAAAUAAGUACUAUCUUGUCUCAAAUAUUUAUGGAAAUUUGAAAUUCUCUGUCAGGCCAGAAAUUAUAAUUGUUUGUUUCUUCAUUUAUGCAUUGUAUCUUUUGGAAAUACGGACAUUUCAAUUCUAGAAAUGUCAAACUCAAAAUGGUGUAUAGACAAAUCAACUGUCUUCAUAGUUUUGGAAUCUAGUCUUGUUUCUUUAUAUUGUUCGGUAUUUUAUAUAUGAAUUAUUUAAUGGUGUAUAAAUUCUACUUAUCUAAUUCCUUAUAUGGCAUUUGAAGCCUAAUUUGUUACAUGAGUAUUAAAAAUCAUUAGGAUUGUGAAACACGGAUAAAUUAUAUAAGUACCUUAGUGUAGAGAUAUCAAGAGAUGUAUAGAUAUAAAAAAGACAUGGUGUAAUGAUGCAUGUAAAUCUAUUAAGAUAACUUAUGUGUUGUAUGUUUGACAGUGAACUGUCGACAGUCAGUUCUGUUUUGACAGAAAUUGUUUGCAUAAUUAAGAUUUUUGCGCUUGAAGGCUUUUUUGUGAAUGGUUGUCAAGAUCUUGAUUUUUGUUUAGAUAAUGACAUUCAAUGAAGAAUGAAUAAACGUAAAUUAGCUUACAUGUAUGUAAGCAAAAUUAAAUUUUUAAAGAUUUGAAAGAAAAUCAUACAUGUGAGUUGUUUCACUGAUGAAAACAAGUUCAUUUUUUUGUGGUUUAAUUAAGUUUAUUUGCAUAAUUAUGUGAGAUGUUGUUUAUACAUGGUGAAUCAUCAAGGUUUAUGAGGAUUGUAAAUGACGUCUGCUGUUAACAAAUAAUGUCUUAUUUUACGGAAAAUGUCGUCUUAUAUGAAUAGUAAUACAACAUCUUAAAUUAAGUUAUAAAACUAGAUUAAAAAAAAUAUGUACACUAAGGUGUCAUUUAAAACAGAAACAUUAAAAUUAUGACAGUGUUUUCUGCAGAAAAUGAUAAAGAUUCAAAUCGUCGUAAAGAAAACUGUUGCAGUAUGGGUAAUUAUUGAUCUCUCUACAGAGUAUAUGUUCUCCGCAGAGAAAGAAAAAACUAAUGCGUCAUACGAAAUCAAUAUAACAUUAUGGCUGGGAUUGUCAUGUAACCUCGAUGGCUGGGUUUACUGGCCGGUAAACUUGAUUGACAUUGCAAGCUGAAUAUAUUUCGUAGACAACAAUUGAUGUAUGAUAACAUUUGAAAAACUAUCCCGAACUAAUUCUCAACAGUUAACCAAAUGUUUCAUUUUUUUUUUUUUAACACAGGGGUUUAUUAAAAAAAGAAAAACAGAAUAUUGAUUAAUUGAGCCCCUCAACAUGUGUUGAAAAACGUGUCUUGGUUUUUUGCCCAAGUUUUACCUGAACUUUUUGCAUGGGUGGUUAAACUGAGAUGAUCUUUAAGUUAAUCUUUAGGUAUUUAUAAAUAGAAAAGUAUAAAUAAAAGGUUUAAAAUCAUUGAAUGGGGUUUAUAAUACUACAUUCAAAUUGCAUUGCUUAUCUGCAGCUAAACUGACUUU
This is a messenger RNA of Ruditapes philippinarum (Manila clam), 4079 nucleotides long. Its product is annotated as protein phosphatase 1 regulatory subunit 3B-like. Gene Ontology annotation, cellular component: protein phosphatase type 1 complex. The coding region runs from base 195 to 1253 and encodes 352 amino acids. Gene Ontology annotation, molecular function: protein phosphatase 1 binding; glycogen binding. Lineage: Eukaryota; Metazoa; Mollusca; Bivalvia; Venerida; Veneridae. Gene Ontology annotation, biological process: regulation of glycogen biosynthetic process. The transcript is spliced from 2 exons. The record is from RefSeq and is a predicted model, not a curated record.